AUGCUCCCAAACACCCUCCUUGUCGUGGCUGCAAGCCUGGCCUCUGCUCUCGCAGCAAGUGCAGGAUGUUCUGCUGCCCUACCCUCCGGCCUCACUCCCGGCGGUCCGUCCCAAAACAUCACCGUCAUCUCUAAAUCCGUCAUUGGCAAGACAACCCAACGCCAAUUUCUCUUACAUCUGCCUCCGAACUUUGGGGCGAUGAAUGAUCAGCCUGCACCAGUGAUACUAGCUUUUCAUGGGCAAUUGCAGCCAGCAUGGAGCAUGGAAAGCGUGACUGAGUUGUCAAAGCCAGCAUUCAACAAGGAUUAUGUGGUUGUUUACCCGCAAGGACUAGCGGUACAAAGCCCUGGUUGGCUUUCAGACCCCCUUGCCCCUCCAUCCUCGGUCGUCGACGACCGCAUCUUCGCCACAGAAAUCCUAGACCACCUGACCUCUCAUUUCUGCAUUGACGAAUCCCGCGUCUACGCCACCGGCGUCUCGAACGGCGGCGGUCUCACCACCCUCCUCGCAUGCGAUGCUGUCUUCAACAAGCGCAUCGCAGCGUUUGGUCUCGUGGCUGCUGCUACCUAUCCUGAUUCCUCCCUGACCGAGCCUCUGUUUGGUAAGGGUUGUCAACCAAACAUUGCUGCUAAUCGCCAUGUUCCGAUACUCGAGUUUCACGGCCUGAAUGAUAGUGUGAUUGCUUAUUCUGGUAACAACGGCAAUAGUCCUGCGUCUAUUCCUGUGGCGGAAUUUGUGCAAAGUUGGGUGACGAAAAAUAGGUGUUCAGGUGUGUCUCCCGUAGUCAAGUCUCUUGAGGGUGGGACGGUCAAGGAGACGAGUUGGAGCUGUAGUGGUAAGGCCAAUGUGAUUGUGCACCGGGCCAUUGCUGGAUUUGGACAUGGGUGGCCGGGUGUGGCUAAGCAGGCAGAUGUUUUCGAGCGGUUGAGGCUGGGACCCACGACAUGGAAUGCGUCCAAAGUAAUUUUAGAGUGGUUUGGCCAGCACAAAUUGUGA
This is a messenger RNA of Plenodomus lingam JN3, 996 nucleotides long. The record is from RefSeq and is a predicted model, not a curated record. Lineage: Eukaryota; Fungi; Ascomycota; Dothideomycetes; Pleosporales; Leptosphaeriaceae.